Messenger RNA from Gongylonema pulchrum, 360 nucleotides. NCBI's taxonomy places the organism in Eukaryota, Metazoa, Nematoda, Chromadorea, Rhabditida, Gongylonematidae. The record is from the annotation of a GenBank genome assembly.
AUGUUCCCUAAGAUGAUGUGGGCAGUUACUUUAUGUACUGUGCGUUCAGCCGCUGGCGAAGAUCAAGUAUGUUCGGAUGGUAUACUAGGCAGGCCACCACCGGAUUAUUCGCUCACCAGUCCGUGCCUACCACCCAACAGUCCCAUCGAACAGGACUGGCCGCCAGAACCGCCACCACCCUUCGACGGUUACCCUCCCUAUCCCGCCGGUCCACCUUUGCUUAAAAUUGCUUAUCCGAAAGAUAUCCCUGGGCCAACAUAUGCAUGUCCACAAUGUAGCGGAAAGUUUCUGGCAAGUUUCCUUUUGUUUUUCUGUUUCCACAAGGCAAAUCAAAAAGAUCCAUUUGUUUGGAAGUGUUAA